Messenger RNA from Cicer arietinum (chickpea), 3349 nucleotides. NCBI's taxonomy places the organism in Eukaryota, Viridiplantae, Streptophyta, Magnoliopsida, Fabales, Fabaceae. The record is from RefSeq and is a predicted model, not a curated record.
AAUGUAGACCAUUUAAAUAGAUGGUCGUCUAUAGACCAAGAUAUUCGUGCAAGUUUCAAGGAGGACGUCAAACACGAUUUCAAUGAUGACUUUGACUAUGAAGUAGGAACUCUUACUCUGCAACACAUUGAAUUGAGCUUCAGUUCUAAUUAAUGAAUUAGAAGACUUGCUUUGCAAAUCAUAAAGUGAAUUUCAUUAUUGAAAUAUUUUUGUUUUGGUCUUAAUCUCCGACUUUGAGGAGAGAUGUGUCCAAACAAAAGUUGUUAUAACUAUUGUUGAUUCCAAUAGUAUAAGACAUAUGAUCAAUAAAAAUAUGAUAUUUUAAAGAUUUAAUUUAUAAAAAUAAAUUGAAGGUAGGUUAUACAAAGGUGGUUGAUUAAAAAAGUUCAAGGGGCUGAAAUAAUAUUAGAAAAGGAAUUUGUUGGAUGAAAUUCGCGAGAUGAAUUAAAAUUAAAAAAAUCGAAAAUUAUCUUUUAGCUUCUCUCAAUCUCUCAACAAACCUGCAUAACAUUAAUGCUGAAAUUUGCAUACUAUCUAUGAAUGAGUUUUACAAUUCUAAGGUUGGGUGGCAACACUCCUUUUUAUGGGUUAUCAUUACAUUGGGUCUUGCCGGAAAUUCACCAACCAUGUUUCAUCGAUUAAUUUUCAUAUUGUUACCGCUCCAUUUCACUCUCGUUGGCGCCACCCAUGUUCCUUUCUUCACUCCAAAAUUUCCAUUGGAUCACCACCACCACACGGUGCCCUUCAUGCACACUUCUUCAAGAAUGCUUCUCUUCAAAAUUUGAACUUGGCUAACUAUCUUUUGUCUCUCUAUGUUAAAUCCAGCAACUUGAACCAUGCCCAUAAGCUGUUUGAUGAAAUUCUCCACAAAAACACUCAGACAUGGACCAUCCUUAUAUCAGGUUUUGCAAGAGCUGGCUCUUCAGAGCGUGUCUUCAGCCUUUUCAGAGAAAUGCAGGAAAAGGGUGCUUGUCCAAAUCAGUACACAUUGUCUAGUGUUUUCAAGUGUUGUUCAGCUGAAAACAAUCUUCAAUUGGGUAAGGUAAUCCAUGCUUGGAUUCUCAGGAAUGGGGUUGGUGGAGAUGUUGUACUGGAGAACUCUAUUCUUGAUCUUUACUUGAAAUGCAAGGCUUUUGAAAAUGCUGAAAGUUUUUUUGAAUCGAUGAAUGAGGCGGACAUUGUGUCGUGGAAUAUAAUGAUAGGUGCGUAUCUUCGUGAAGGAGAUGUGGAGAAGUCUCUUGAUAUGUUCAGGAACUUGCCUUACAAGGAUGUUGUGAGUUGGAAUACUAUCAUAGAUGGACUGAUGCAACAUGGUAAUGAAGGAUUUGCUUUGGAACAGCUCUAUUGUAUGGUGGAAUUUGGGACUGAAUUCUCUGCAGUCACAUUCUCCAUAGCUCUUAUUUUGGCUUCCUCUUUGUCACUUGUUGAGAUUGGGAGACAACUUCAUGGGAGGGUCUUAAAAAUGGGCCUCAAUAGUGAUGGCUUUAUAAGGAGUUCACUUGUGGAAAUGUAUGGAAAGUGUGGGAGAAUGGAUAAGGCAUCUACAAUUCUCAAAGAUGUACCUCUGAAUAUUUUGAGAAAGGGGAAUUUUGGAGUUAUUACUUGCAAGGAACCAAAGGCAGGAGUAGUUUCAUGGAGUUCAAUGGUUUCUGGUUAUGUUUGGAACGGUAAGUAUGAAGAUGGUAUGAAAACUUUCAGGUCAAUGGUUCGCGAACUGGUUGUAGUGGAUAUUCGAACUGUUGUAACGAUUAUAUCUGCCUGUGCUAAUGCUGGAAUUUUGGAGUUUGGCAAGCAGAUUCAUGCCUACAUUCAGAAAAUUGGGCACAGAGUAGAUGCUUACGUUGGUUCGUCCUUAAUUGAUAUGUAUUCUAAAUCUGGUAGCUUGGACGAAGCUUCGAUGAUUUUUCAACAAAUCAAUGAACCAAAUGUUGUCUUGUGGACUUCGAUGAUAUCUGGCUGGGCUCUACAUGGUCAAGGUUUGCAGGCAAUUAGUCUUUUCAAAGGAAUGCUGAAUCAAGGUAUCGUUCCAAAUGAGGUUACUUUUGUAGGGGUUUUAAGUGCAUGCAGCCAUGUAGGGCUUAUUGAAGAAGGAUGUAGAUAUUUUAAGAUGAUGAAAGAUACUUACCACAUAAACCCUGAAGUUGAACAUUACACUUCUAUGGUUAAUCUUUAUGGCAGAGCAGGUUACUUGAUUGAAGCAAAGAACUUUAUCUUUGAAAAUGGUAUCUCUCACAUGACUUCUGUAUGGAGAUCAUUUUUAUCUUCGUGUCGACUUCAUAAAGAUUUUAAGAUGGGAAAAUGGGUUUCUGAAAUGUUACUUCAAAGUGCACCGUCUGAUCCAGGCGCGUAUAUUUUGCUAUCGAACAUGUGUUCUUCGAAUCAUCAAUGGGACGAGGCUGCCACAGUCAGAAGUUUAAUGCAUCAAAGAGGGGUUAAGAAGCAGCCAGGUCAAUCUUGGAUUCAGCUAAAAGAUCGAAUCCACACUUUUAUAGUUGGAGAUAGGUCUCAUCCACAAGACAAGGAAAUAUAUUCAUAUCUAGACUCUUUAAUAGGAAGAUUGAAGGAAAUUGGAUAUUCCGUUGAUGUAAAAGUGGUUAUGCAGGAUGUAGAAGAAGAACAAGGGGAAGUACUCAUUAGUCAUCACAGUGAAAAACUUGCACUUGUCUUUGGUAUCCUGAGCACUUCCAAGAGGACUCCAAUUCGAAUCAUGAAGAACCUUCGCAUUUGUACCGAUUGCCAUAACUUCAUCAAGUAUGCGUCUCAUCUUCUAGAACGUGAAAUAAUUGUUAGAGAUACACAUAGGUUCCAUCAUUUUAAGCAGGGUAGUUGCUCUUGUGGAGACUAUUGGUGACACAAGAGGUAAAAUGUAUCUACAACUUAUAGUCUUGAAUCUUGAUGUUCUGAAACCACUCAUCAUAACUUCAUGGUGUGCAUGCACAUUUCAACUUAUCAGUCCAUCUGAACCUUUUGAGCAAUGACGUAAAAAUGUAGCAGGGGGAUCUUCAUCCAUGUUAUUGCUUCCAGGUUGCUUUAAAUCCAUGGUUCAUAUUUUCUAGUUUUUAGAAAUAUUUAUUAUAAAGAUCCCAACUCAUAUAUUGAUUUUGUUAUUAGAUGUUAGACUGACCAGUCGUUUCAAUCUCAAUAUCAUCUAUUAUAAAGAUCUCAAUAUCAUCUAUUUUGUUAUUAGUUUUUAGAAAUAUUUAUUAUAAAGAUCCCAACUCGAAGUGUUUAUGAAGUAGAAUAUCAGAUUUGAUGGAAGUUAUGUUCUUGACACUCAAUCAUCUAAGUCCUGCUCAAAACAUGACUCUGGUAUGUUUUAUGAUUGUUACUAACAAUGAUUUUUGUGAUA